AUGACCAAUAACAAGAUCGUUCUGCUCACCGGUGCCAGUAGAGGACUCGGACAAGCCGCUGCUCAGAUUAUUGCUGCUCGUGAUGAGCCGAUCACUUUACUCGCCACUUCUCGAAAAGCCGAGCACUUGAAUCUCACUGGAGCUCAUAAGGAUACUGUUAUCGAGUAUCCUCAACUUGAUAUCACCGAUAACGAUUCCAUUACUUGUUUGUACAACGACAUUGUCGACAAAUAUGGCCGAGUCGACGUACUCAUCAAUAAUGCCGGUUCCACCUUUGAAAAGAUAGAUAACAGUACCUUCGGUCCGGAAAUCGUAAAGAAAACGUUCGAUCUUAACUACUGGGGCGUUGUCAAGAUGAUUGAGAAGUUUACUCCUAUUAUUCCUGAUGGCGGUCGCAUUGUCAACGUAUCUUCUGCCGCUUCCCAGCAAGAUGAUUUCCCCAACGAGGAGCUCAAGGCGCGACUGUUCGAUGAGAAAACCAACCUCGUUAACCUCAAUGCCCUCGUGGAGGAAUACAUGUCCGCGAGCAAAACGAGUGAUGAAAGUGACGGCUGGCUCAAACAUGGAUUCUAUCCUGCGUACAGUACUAGCAAGGCUUUCAUCAAUCUGUUAACAGCAUCUUCAGCUAGGAAUUAUCCUACUAUCUUGUCCAAUGCCCUCGCCGGUGACUUACCAAAGGGGACCAAAGCCAAAACCCCGGGGACAAGAGUGAUCUUACGUCUCGCUUUCGAUGACAUCGAUAAUGUUAGUGGCAAGUUCUGGGCAGGUAAGACUACCGCGGACACUGGACCAGGAGACGUCGUCGAAGAUUGGCCCGGCAAAGAGAUCGUUUGGGAUCUCUUACCCGAUGGUGCCUCUUCAUCCUAA
Molecule: messenger RNA, 867 nt
Organism: Kwoniella shivajii
Lineage: Eukaryota; Fungi; Basidiomycota; Tremellomycetes; Tremellales; Cryptococcaceae
Exons: 8
Coding region: 1-867 (288 amino acids)
Molecular function (GO): oxidoreductase activity
Source: RefSeq, a predicted model, not a curated record